AUGAGUGUUAUGAAUUGCAAUGAUAGUUUGAAAAAUCUAAUCGAGAAGUUGAUAGAUUACUCAAAAACCGACGGAUCGUUGAUGAAAGGCGUUAAAAGCAUUGAUGCUGAUAAAGUGACUGGGACGUCUGGGAACGACGCACAGGUGUACCAGACUGAAAAGUUGCUGCUAAAUUGCAUUACAUACAUAAAAAAAUUCAACAGCGAUAUAGAUACAAACAAGCCACAAAACAAAAAAAUUAGAGAGGCACUCAACGAUCUUAAUUACAAGCUGCGUGACAAAAUAGACACUGCUCGUAAUGUUAUAAAAUAUGAGACUGAGCGUUUGACCAAGUUGUCGGCAAAGGAGUCUGACGAUUUGGGAACAAUGAAAGAAUUAAUAUCGACAAAACUUGAAAACGUCAAAAGCUGCGUGAAUGAUAAUAUAGAUAAAGAUGUAAAAUUGUUGGCGGACAGAUUAAAGGAGGCGGUUAAAAUAAUUUUGGUUUUGCUUGAAAAAAUUGAUACGAAUUUGACUAAGUAUGUUGGCGAAUUGGAAGCAUGUAUCAAUAGUGCGGACAGUAUGAUUAACAGUGCAAUGGAAGGGAUGCAGAAGAUGGAAAGAAAAGAGAUUGGCAGAUCGCAACUAACGAAUUUACACGUCGACUGA
Babesia bigemina is the source of this 648-nucleotide messenger RNA. RefSeq lists its product as hypothetical. NCBI's taxonomy places the organism in Eukaryota, Apicomplexa, Aconoidasida, Piroplasmida, Babesiidae. The record is from RefSeq and is a predicted model, not a curated record. Bases 1 to 648 code for a protein of 215 amino acids. The transcript has a single exon.